CAGCUUAGCACAAAUGUGAGCAACAUACACAAAUUCUAUGCUUCUUAGCGAGCGGAAGUACCUCAACUUCUGUGGUCCGGGCGACCAAGCUACAUUGUUAAGAAAUUGCACAACACGGUCUACCCUUAUCUUCUCUAGAUGGCUCACAGGCUGCUCGUCCGGAGAAUUUGGACCGUGUCUGUGAGGGACGUGCGCUGCCCCCGUGCCCCAUCAUCCGCCCUCUACUCCACUUCGCUGUGCUCCUCGGCGAGCCCGCAACCUCUCCUGUCGCCCAGGCGUUCCCUCACACGCGCCCUACCCGUCACCUCCCGCCGCCAAGUCUCCUUCAAUGUUCAGGACCAGGAGGAUUUCACCGAAAGGGUCAUCAACAGCGAGUUGCCCGUGGUCAUAGACUUCCAUGCCCAAUGGUGUGGACCUUGUAAGAUCCUUGGGCCAAGGCUAGAGAAAGCCAUUGGCAAACAGAAGGGACGAGUUACCAUGGCCAAAGUUGACAUUGAUGAACACACUGACCUUGCCAUUGAGUAUGGGGUGUCAGCCGUUCCUACAGUGAUCGCCAUGCGGGGCGGUGAUGUCAUUGACCAGUUUGUGGGGAUCAAGGACGAAGACCAGUUGGAUAGCUUUGUCAAGAAGCUCAUUGGACAAUAAACCUGCCCACCAUGUCCCCUCUGUCCCUUCCCUUCCUCCUCGACCACACCCCUUUUCUCAGUACUCCAUAACUGCACUCAGUGGCCACACUGAGCAUGUGCAGAAACUCACAGACCACCCGCCUCCUCUCCCUCACUCCCUAAGGUCCCCAACUCUCACACACACAUUCACACCCAUCCCAGAAACAUGAACUUCAACUCAUGUGUCUGUAUUUGUAUGCAUACGUGAAGGGUCUGUGCUUACAUAUGCACCCCAUACACCAUCUCAUUGUCUGUAAAAUAUGCCCCUCUGUCAAACAAUGGUAGAGGAGUCUGAGCCAGUGUUUCUCUGUUUGUUAUGAUAGAUGCUAAAGACCAGUGUUCCCCAGCACUUGCUUCAUAGGAGCCAAAGCACUUCAUGUUGUAGUGAUCUUCCUGCUCCAGCAGCCUUGGCCGGGAACUCAUUAUAUUGUUUUAAUGACCUGGAGGGUUUUGGAGUGUCCAGCCAAUCAGGAGGUGGGAGGGACUUCAAACAUGUAGUACUCAGAGUCACCAGGAGGAGGGGGAAUGGGAAACACUAGUAUAGAAUGUACAGUGACUUUUCUGUACUAUACUGUAUCAUACUGGGAUGAUGUCUGAUGUUUGGAGUUAAGUGGGCGACGUGCAGGAAUGUUAUGUUGUCGAAAGCUCUGUGCAGUUCUUACCUUUGUCCACAUGAGGGCAGGCUUCCUCCAGCAUCACAGGCUCCACAUAGUCAUUUUUACACCGCUAUGCCUACUAUCGUGAAAGCUGAAUGUGUCUGUCAGUGAGGGAAAGAGCUGAUUGUAUGUAUGUAUGUAUGUAUGUACUUUAUGUAUUGUUUUAUGACAGUUUGUGUGUGUUUUUUUCUGUUUUUACAGUUCAGCUCUUGUCUGUCACUUGGUUUCUGACUGUGAAAUAUCUGUCACGUGGGAAGCACGAACAUGUUUAAGGGUUUAAUUUAGCUUUUAUUUCAAUAAAAUAUGUAUUAUGACCAAGUGAUGUGAUUUAAAUAAAAGAGUAAUACGAUA
Molecule: messenger RNA, 1672 nt
Organism: Clupea harengus (Atlantic herring)
Lineage: Eukaryota; Metazoa; Chordata; Actinopteri; Clupeiformes; Clupeidae
Gene: txn2
Product: thioredoxin 2
Biological process (GO): cell redox homeostasis
Cellular component (GO): mitochondrion
Molecular function (GO): protein-disulfide reductase activity
Source: RefSeq, a predicted model, not a curated record